Messenger RNA from Verticillium alfalfae VaMs.102, 964 nucleotides. Its product is annotated as cell division control protein. Gene Ontology annotation, molecular function: GTP binding; GTPase activity; protein kinase binding. The transcript has 6 exons. Lineage: Eukaryota; Fungi; Ascomycota; Sordariomycetes; Glomerellales; Plectosphaerellaceae. The record is from RefSeq and is a predicted model, not a curated record. Gene Ontology annotation, biological process: regulation of cell shape; establishment or maintenance of cell polarity; cortical cytoskeleton organization. Gene Ontology annotation, cellular component: cell cortex; cytoskeleton; plasma membrane. The coding region runs from base 362 to 964 and encodes 200 amino acids.
UCAACUGUCGCCUUUCAACCGAUCACUACGAGACAGCUCUCCUCGUGGCACCGCAUUCGCUGACAGGACACCAAUCGCAAAUCACGACGCGACAAUCGCGUGCGUUGAUAUCCCAUCGAUCAAAGCUACCCCGAACCCUUCGACAUAGCUGCCAACCUCCCUCGACCAUCACCCACUCUUCCCGACCCAUACCGUUACCGAGUGCUGCGUUCGUCACCCUUGGUCCGACUAUUGCCCAACCCCCUCACGAUACCCAUUUCGAAAUUUGCCUGGCAUUGCGACCGCUCUCAGCCAUCACGAUCCUAUCCAACCACUCUCAACAGCUGCUAUUCUACAUCUACCAACCAAUAGAUUUAACGACAUGGCUCAACCAGGUGUUCAGUCUUUGAAGUGCGUCGUGACCGGCGACGGUGCUGUCGGAAAGACUUGCUUGCUCAUCUCCUACACAACGAAUGCUUUCCCUGGUGAAUACAUUCCCACAGUCUUUGACAACUACUCUGCUAGUGUUAUGGUGGACGGCAAGCCAAUCAGCUUGGGACUGUGGGAUACUGCCGGUCAAGAGGAUUAUGACAGGCUGCGACCUCUCUCUUACCCCCAGACUGACGUCUUCCUCAUCUGCUUCUCCAUCGUCAGCCCGCCGUCAUUCGACAACGUCAAGGCCAAGUGGUACCCCGAGAUUGACCAUCACGCACCAAACAUUCCCAUUAUCCUCGUCGGCACUAAGCUCGAUCUUCGGGAGGACCACGGCACCCUCGAGUCGCUGCGCCAGAAGCGCAUGGAGCCGGUCUCCUACGACCAGGCCCUGGUGUGUGCUAAGGAAAUCAGGGCGCACAAGUACCUCGAGUGCUCCGCGCUCACGCAGAGGAACCUCAAGAGCGUCUUUGACGAGGCUAUCCGGUAUUUCAAUGCGCCUCGACUCUGGCAUUGCGACAACUUGCUAACUCGGAUCCCAGUGCCGUCUUGA